This is a messenger RNA of Benincasa hispida (wax gourd), 1813 nucleotides long. RefSeq names its product homeobox knotted-like protein (gene KNAT1). Gene Ontology annotation, molecular function: DNA-binding transcription factor activity, RNA polymerase II-specific; DNA binding. Gene Ontology annotation, cellular component: nucleus. The record is from RefSeq and is a predicted model, not a curated record. Gene Ontology annotation, biological process: regulation of DNA-templated transcription. NCBI's taxonomy places the organism in Eukaryota, Viridiplantae, Streptophyta, Magnoliopsida, Cucurbitales, Cucurbitaceae.
CCCAAACUAAAAAAUAAAAAUAAAAAUCCAGUAGAGCUGCUAAAUUCUCAGCUUUGAGACUUUGUUACAUAUUUUUCAUUUUUCAUUUUUCAAUUUUUUUUUCUAUCUCCACGUGAAAUCCGACAUCUCUUCAUCUUCUUCUUCCUCGGCCAUGUCCCUUCCAUGCAAUAGAUUCACUUCAAAACCUCCUUAAAAAUUCCGAUUCUUUAAAGAAAGCUUCUUAAUUGCCCACAUCCAUUUGUGAAAAGAAAAAUGGUCUGUCCUUCAUCAUAAGCUUCUUCUUCUUCCCGGCGAGUUCGAAGGCCACGUGACAGCGGCGAUUCCAAAUUAGGGUUUUUUUUAAUUUUUUUUUUUUUUUUUUUAGUUUUGGUUUAGAAUUAGGGCUUUGAAGUGAGAAAAAAGAAAUGGAAGAAUAUAAUAAUGAUGUAAAUGAGAACUCAAAUGGGAGAGGGAAUUUCUUGUAUGGAUCAGGGAAUUCUUCAUCAGGUAAUUUUGGAAGAUCAACGGCUGAGAUGGGUGUUAAUACUUUUCAUCUUCAACAAGAAACCGACUGUUUUCAAACAACUCAUCAGAUUGUGAAGACUGAAGCUACUACUUCACACCACCAGCUUCUCAAAUUUCAUUACCCUGUAAUCCGACAACCACCACCACCACCAGCUCAGCCGCCAACGACAUGUCGGCCUGAACAAAACGGUGCCGUUGAUGUUGAAGCUAUUAAGGCUAAAAUCCUUGCUCAUCCUCAAUACUCUAGCCUACUCGAAGCCUACAUGGAAUGUCAGAAGGUGGGUGCUCCGCCACAAGUGGUGGAGCGGCUGAUGGCGGCCCGGCAAGAAUUUGAAGCACGGCAGCGAUCUUCCAUGGUUUCCGGAGAGACCACGAAGGAUCCAGAACUUGAUCAAUUCAUGGAAGCUUAUUACGACAUGUUGGUGAAAUAUCGGGAAGAACUUUCAAGGCCGAUUCAGGAAGCCAUGGAUUUCAUGCGAAGGAUUGAAUCUCAGCUCACUUCUCUCUGUAACGGACCAGUUCGGAUCUUCAAUUCUGAUGAGAAGUGUGAAGGUAUCGGGUCGUCUGAGGACGAACAAGAAAACAGCGGCGGAGAAACUGAACUACCAGAGAUCGAUCCACGUGCUGAAGAUAGAGAAUUAAAGAACCAUCUACUGAGGAAGUACAGUGGUUACUUGAGCAGUCUCAAGCAAGAACUUUCUAAGAAAAAGAAAAAAGGAAAACUCCCAAAAGAUGCAAGGCAAAAGCUCCUUAAUUGGUGGGAGUUACAUUACAAAUGGCCAUACCCUUCGGAGACAGAGAAAGUGGCAUUGGCUGAAUCCACUGGGUUGGAUCAGAAACAAAUAAACAAUUGGUUCAUAAACCAAAGGAAAAGACACUGGAAACCUUCUGAAGAUAUGCAAUUCAUGGUGAUGGAUGGUAUUCAUCCUCCCAAUGCCGCGCUCUAUAUCGACAGUCACUAUAUGACCGAUGGCCAUUAUCGGCUCGGACCAUGACUGACCGUAAAUGUUACUAAAAGUGUCUGCAGAUUUGCUAUGAAUUCAACAAGGUUAAUUCCUUUCUAUAAUACCAAUCAAAUAGUGUGACAAAUAAUAAUGAUAUAUGUGUGAUUUUAAGGGAUGAUAUAUGCUCAAGUGUUAUCUUUCCUUUUUUUUCUUUCCUACAUUAUAUUCAAGCCUGCUUGGAUAAAUUUAGCUCUAGUUUCAAUUAUCAGAAGGUAUAUAACUACUCAAAGUAGUUGAUAUUUUAUGGAAGCUACACAGAAGGGAGGUUUUUCUUUUUUCCUUUUUCAAUUUACUUUGAGUUUUUU